CCGCCGGGGGCGCGGGGGCUGCGGUGGGCGCAGCUCCGGCGCGGCGCGGACUGGAGGUGAGGGGGCUGCGCUAGGUCCCCAAGCCAAGGGGGGGACCGGGCCGCCCCCGCCGCGCCCGCCCGCCCUCCCGGGAUGCGGCGCUGAGGCCCAGCAUGGCAGGCCCGGGUCCCACCUUCCCGCUGCAUCGGCUCGUCUGGGCGAACCGACACCGAGAACUGGAGGCCGCGCUGCACAGCCGCCAGCACGACAUUGAACAGGAAGACCCCCGGGGGCGCACCCCGCUGGAGCUGGCUGUAUCCCUGGGGAACCUGGAGUCCGUGAGAGUCCUCCUUCGACACAAUGCCAACGUGGGCAAAGAGAGCUGUCAGGGCUGGGCAGUCCUGCAGGAGGCCGUCAGCACUGGGGACCCUGAGAUGGUGCAGCUGGUGCUCCAGUAUCGGGACUACCAGAGGGCCACGCAGAGGCUGGCCGGCAUUCCGGAACUGCUCAACAAACUCCGCCAGGUGCAGCAGGGCACGGAGGCCCCCGACUUCUACGUGGAGAUGAAGUGGGAGUUCAGCAGCUGGGUGCCCCUGGUGUCCAAGAUGUGCCCAAGUGACGUGUAUCGCGUUUGGAAGCGGGGUGAGAGCCUGCGGGUGGACACCAGCCUCCUGGGCUUCGAGCACAUGACUUGGCAGCGUGGCCGGAGGAGCUUCAUCUUCAAGGGCCAGGAGGCCGGAGCCUUGGUGAUGGAGGUCGACCACGACCGGCAGCUGGUGCACAUGGAGACGCUGGGGCUCACGCUGCGUGAGCCCGAAGCGCUGCUGGCCGCCAUGCGGCCCAGUGAGGAGCACGUGGCCAGUCGCCUCACCUCUCCCAUCGUCUCCACACACCUGGACACUCGCAACGUGGCCUUUGAGAGGAACAAAUGUGGUAUCUGGGGCUGGCGGUCUGAGAAGAUGGAAACCGUUAGCGGCUACGAGGCCAAGGUGUACAGCGCCACCAACGUGGAGCUGGUGACACGCACACGCACGGAGCACCUCUCUGAUCAGGACAAGGCGAGGAUCAAAGGGGGAAAGACUCCAUUCCAGUCCUUCCUUGGCAUGGCCCAGCAGCAUUCCUCCCACAAUGGGGCUCCUGUACAGCAAGCAGCCAGCCCCACAAACCCCACAGCCAUUUCCCCCGAUGAAUACUUUGACCCCAACUUCAGCCUGGAGUCGAGGAACAUCGGCCGCCCCAUUGAGAUGUCCAGCAAAGUACAGAGGUUCAAGGCGACACUAUGGCUGAGCGAGGAACAUCCGCUAUCCCUGGGGGACCAGGUGACGCCCAUCAUCGACCUGAUGGCCAUCAGCAAUGCUCACUUUGCCAAGCUGCGUGACUUCAUCACCCUGCGCCUUCCACCCGGCUUCCCGGUCAAGAUUGAGAUCCCCCUCUUCCACGUGCUCAACGCCCGCAUCACCUUCAGCAACCUGUGUGGCUGCGAUGAGCCCUUGAGCUCGGUGUGGGUGCCGGCGCCCGGCUCUGCUGUUGCAGCUUCAGGGAGCCCCUUCCCCUGUGAGGUGGACCCUGCCGUGUUCGAGGUGCCUGAGGGGUACAGCGUGCUGGGUGCAGAGCGCAGCGAGCCCCUGCGUGACGAGGAUGAUGACCUGCUGCAGUUUGCCAUCCAGCAGAGCCUGCUGGAGGCGGGCACAGAGGCGGAGCAGGUGACUGUCUGGGAAGCCCUGACCAACACCCGGCCUGGCAUCCACCAUGCCCAGGCCGCAGCCUACGAGGAGCAGCUUCAGCUGGAGCGGGCCCUCCAGGAAAGCCUGCGGAUGUCCACAGAGCCCGGGGGUCCAGGCUCCCUGCACCAGGUGCCCCCAUCCCCGGCCCCCCCCAGCUUCGAGGAGCAGCUUCGCCUGGCCCUGGAGCUGUCCUCGCGGGAGCAGGAGGAGCGGGAGCGCCGGGGGCAGCAGGAGGAGGAAGACCUACAGCGGAUCCUGCAGCUCUCGCUCACGGAGCACUGAGCCCCGCCCUCGGGAGGGUGUCAGGGCUGCUCACCCACCCACUUUUGUAAUUUAUUUAUUUAUAAACACUCAGCUGCUGGGCUCAGGGGGCCUGGAGCCCUAGAUGGGGGGAGCUGCCCUUUGACCAAGAAGGAAAUAAAGAGACCCCAGCAGCAGG
Cervus elaphus (red deer) is the source of this 2142-nucleotide messenger RNA. RefSeq names its product ankyrin repeat domain 13D (gene ANKRD13D). Bases 153 to 1985 code for a protein of 610 amino acids. The record is from RefSeq and is a predicted model, not a curated record. Gene Ontology annotation, molecular function: protein binding. The transcript has 15 exons. Gene Ontology annotation, cellular component: cytoplasm. Lineage: Eukaryota; Metazoa; Chordata; Mammalia; Artiodactyla; Cervidae.